GCGAUGGAACAGGUUCGGUCUUCGGUCUGCAGGAUGGAGGAGCAGCAGCAAGAAGAGCAGAGCUCCCGUUUCAUCGUCGACAGGGUGGACGCCGACGUCGAGAUGGGCGUCGGCAAUGGCGACGAUGGCGGUGCCGACGACGACAGCCCAUCCAACUCGAUCGGGCAGUACACGUACGUGUACGACACGCGCUAUGCCAAGAGUAUGGGCCAGCUCACCAGGGAAGCCCUGCCGAGGGCCGAAAACUACAAGGACAUCAUGUCCUUCGGCGACUUCCGACCCACCCUCGACGAGCUGCACGAAGGGCAGUUCAGGGAGAAGAAAGCCGAAAAAGAGGAGGUUGUGGUUCAAAAGAAAGGCAAAGUGAUCAAGUUCGGAUGGCUGGAAGGCGUGUUUAUGCGGUGUCUGCUCAAUAUCUGGGGUGUGAUGCUCUUCCUGCGGCUCUCGUGGGUCAUCGGCCAGGCCGGAAUUUUCGAGGGCCUGCUGAUCAUCACCCUGGCCAACGUGGUGACCCUCGUGACGGCCAUCUCCAUGUCGGCGGUGAGCACCAACGGCCAGAUCAGCGCCGGCGGCAUCUACUACAUGAUUUCCCGCGCGCUCGGCCCCGGCUUCGGCGGCGCAAUCGGCCUCAUGUUCACGCUGGCAAACUCGAUCGCCGUCUCCAUGUACAUCGUCGGCUUCUGCGAGUCGUUGCAGGACCUGCUCGCCUCCUACGGCACCGUCCUCAUCGACGGCGCCACCAACGACAUCCGCGUCGUCGGCAUCAUCACGCUCAUUGGCAUCCUCGUGCUCGCUAUUGUCGGCAUGGACUGGGUCACCAGAUUCCAAAUGGCAUUGCUCUUUGUGCUGAUCUUCUCUCAAAUCGACUUCAUCAUCGGCACAUUCUGGGGGCCUUUGGAUGUUGAAGAGCAGGCGAAGGGCUUCGUUGGAUACAGCUCGGAGGUGUUAAAACAAAACUGGGGACCAGACUACCGCGAGUUCGAAGGCGUUCAGCACGACUUCUUCUCGGUGUUUGCCGUCUUCUUCCCCGCCGUGACUGGAAUCGUGGCCGGAGCUAACCUUUCUGGAGAUCUUAAGGACCCUGGUAGUGCGAUCCCGCUCGGAACUCUGUUGGCUAUUGCCGUCACUUUCGUCUCCUAUUUCGGCUACGCCAUCAUGAUCGGCAGCUGCGUCUUGCGUGACGCUUCAGGCAAUGUCACCGAGUAUUUCAUGGGCCUCAACGAAAGCGCCGCUGAUGCUAUGAAAUACGUCAUCAACUGUACUGACCGAGAAUGCAAUUACGGCAUUGAAGUCGACAGCCAGGCCAUGGAGUUGGUGUCCGUUUGGGGACCUCUUAUUUACGGUGGUUGCUUCGCCGCCACCCUUUCAUCCGCCAUCGCCAGUUUGGUCGGCGCUCCUCGCGUCCUACAGGCCCUGGCCAAGGACAAACUUUACCCCAUGAUCGGCUACUUCGCCGAAGGCUACGGCGCCAACAACGAUCCCGUUCGUGGAUACGUCCUCGUCUUCAUCAUCUCAUUCGCCUGCAUUUUGAUCGCUCAACUGAACGCAAUUGCUCCGUUGCUGUCUAACUUUUUCCUUGCGGCGUACGCUCUCAUCAACUUCUCAGUGUUCCACGCAACUAUUUCUAAAACACCGGGUUGGAGACCUUCAUUUAAGUAUUAUAACGAGUGGGUAAGCUUAGUCGGCACGAUUUUGUGCAUCAUCGUGAUGUUCCUGAUGUCCUGGGGAACCGCCCUCAUCACCUUUGCCACCGUCGUUUUCCUGUACCUUUACGUCUCCUACCGAAAACCAGACGCAAACUGGGGCUCGUCUGCUCAAGCGCAGUCAUACAACUCUGCUCUGAAGGGCAUGCAGGAGUUGAACAGCGUGGAGGAGCACGUCAAAAACUACCGUCCACAACUCUUGGUGCUCACUGGCAUGCCGGGCGCGCGACCUCCGCUCGUGGACUUCGCCAACCUGAUCACCAAGAAUGUGUCCCUCCUCAUCUGCGGCCACGUGCUCCUGGGUAACCAUAACCAGCGUAUCCACGAGCAUUUGAGGGCCAAAGCCUUGUCCUGGCUGCAAAGGCACAAAACCAAAGGGUUCUUCGCCAUGGUUGAAGAUCCAUCCUUCGAAGGGGCCUCCCAGUCCCUGAUGCAGCUGGCCGGGCUGGGAAAACUGAAGCCUAAUCUCAUGCUCAUGGGUUAUAAGGGAGACUGGAAUUCCUGUCACAGAGAGGAACUCAGGGCGUACUUCAACGUCAUUCACAAUGCUUUCGAUCGUCACUUGGCUGUCGGAAUUCUGCGGCUACGAGAGGGCUUGGACUACUCGAACGUCGUCGUGGAGGAAGAACAGAGGGAGACGAAGAAGUUGCAAUCAGGGUCUCCAGGGCUCGUGUGGAUCAAAGAAAGGGUUAAUCAGUGCCGUUAUUUUGACUGCGACGGCUCCAGCAGCGACAGCAGCCACGACCCGGCCAAGGAGCCGCUGAAGAAGAAGGACAAGAAGAGAAACUCUUCCAGCUUUGCCUACACUGGCCCAGGCGGCCAGCCGCUGUCCAAGGAGGUCAUCAACAGUCUCACCCAGUUCUCACGCAAGCAGCGAAAGGGAACCAUUGACGUUUGGUGGCUUUACGAUGAUGGAGGUCUUACACUUCUCAUUCCGUACAUUCUGAGCCAAAGGAAAAUAUUCGCCGGCUGCAAGCUCCGCAUUUUCGCCCUUGCUAACAAGAAGAAUGAGUUUGAACAGGACCAAAGAAAGAUGGCGGCUCUCCUCUCCAAAUUCCGUAUCGAGUACUGCGACGUGAUCGUGAUCCCUGAUAUCGCGAAGAAGGCGCUUGAGUCGACGAAAAGGGAUUUUGAAUCCCUGAUCAAGCCUUUCAGGGUUACUGACGGUGACACGAAUGCUCCCGAUGAUGAAAUUUGCAUCCGCGACUCGGAGCUCAAAGCUCACAUGGAGAAGACGAACCGGCACCUGCGACUCAGGGAGCUGCUCCAGAAACACUCCCGCGAGGCCACUUUUGUUGUCAUGACUCUGCCGAUGCCGAGAAAGGGAACCGUUUCGGCGCCGCUGUACAUGUCGUGGCUGGAGAUGAUGACCAAGGACAUGCCUCCAUUCCUCAUCGUGCGCGGCAACCAGACGUCUGUGCUCACGUACUACUCUUAAAAAGGUCGACCAUUCCACGCGAAUCAAGAGAAGUUUUGAGGCUAAUAGCCACUGUAGCUUGGAUGAUGAAAAAUCGUGCUCAAAAGUGUCAAAAUUAGUAUUUUUGAAAACAAUAAUUCACAUUCCUAUCGAGAGAAUAAAAAAUAACACAAGAGCGUACAUGUCGUAACGCGCGAUUUGUUUGUGUAAAUGAUAUUCUAGCCUAAAAACGUCAAUGCGAGAGUUGUUACUGUGUUUUUAGAGAUUUAUAAGACGAGGUGCUGCUAAAAUGUAGAUCUGAAGACCCGGUGCUUUUGUCUGUUGUACAAUCAAACUAAAGAUUAACAAAAUAUACAACCUUCACAAUAUUACCAUAUUGUUCCCAAAAGAAUAAAAGUGUUUUUUGAACCUA
Molecule: messenger RNA, 3532 nt
Organism: Cloeon dipterum
Lineage: Eukaryota; Metazoa; Arthropoda; Insecta; Ephemeroptera; Baetidae
Product: bumetanide-sensitive sodium-(potassium)-chloride cotransporter-like
Exons: 19
Coding region: 4-3141 (1045 amino acids)
Biological process (GO): chloride transmembrane transport; potassium ion homeostasis; chloride ion homeostasis
Cellular component (GO): membrane
Molecular function (GO): sodium:potassium:chloride symporter activity
Source: RefSeq, a predicted model, not a curated record